Messenger RNA from Aspergillus oryzae RIB40, 963 nucleotides. RefSeq lists its product as uncharacterized. The record is from RefSeq and is a predicted model, not a curated record. The coding region runs from base 1 to 963 and encodes 320 amino acids. Lineage: Eukaryota; Fungi; Ascomycota; Eurotiomycetes; Eurotiales; Aspergillaceae. The transcript has 3 exons.
AUGAAUCGACCCGCUAUCAUUUCCUAUACAGAGUUGACGCUCCCAUUCCCCUCGACAAGAGGUUUAUGGUUUGCUCCCUCUGCCGAGGCCUGGCGGGAUAUCUGGAUAGCGUACCAGUUGACUGGUUGCUCCGAGCUCAAUCUACGUGAUCUAUUAUCAGAUCCGUCAUUGAUGACUCAACUAGCUCCCGAACUAGAUAUCGAAGUCGCGAGAUCUGCCCUUCUGCAGGGUCUUGCGCUGCAGGUUUGGGAGUUCCGUCAACAAAUGCUUCUAUCUCAGACUUCUCUAUCUGGCCCGCGUGCGACAACUCAGUUAUGGCUACAAAGUCGACAAGAAGACUUAUAUACGACCCUUCGAGCGGUACAGCAAGACUCCCUAAGCGUACCCCCGGUGACAACUUUGAUGAGCGAGUUCGUGAUGAUGUACCUCCACAUAGAUAUUGACGCAAUCCAGCGCUUCGUCGGAAGAAUGGGCGAGCUAGAUGCCCGUCGCGCCUAUCCCGGGCUUCGGGACUGGAGCCGGACGAAAGAAGCGCGGUUUGCCAUUUGGCACGCUGGCCAAAUGUUUCGAGCGGCUCGUAACGUGGCGGCAUAUCAGUUCCGCGGCUUUGAAUCCUUGGCUAUCUACCAUGCCACGCUGGUUCUAUGGGUGUACGGUUUGAUUCAAUGUGGCGAGACCAAGCGACUCGAGGUGACUACCCCUAUGAGUGAAGCCGACUUGACUGCACCAGUUCCCCUGGAUGAACCCGAGAACCAAGUGACGAAGUCGUUCCUAAGCCACGGCGUUGGGCGACCCGGAUUAAUGAUGCUUCAGUAUCGUGGAAAGAACGAAGGAGAUGUAAAGGUUUUUUAUGAAUUGGCCAAGCCUCGUGCAGUAACAGCGGUGGCACAGCAGGUGUUUGAAGGGAAUUGCCGACUUCCUUUCUCAGAUGUUUCACUUCCACCGAUAAUUCAAAACCUAUAA